This is a messenger RNA of Dreissena polymorpha, 1187 nucleotides long. RefSeq names its product putative nuclease HARBI1. The coding region runs from base 25 to 516 and encodes 163 amino acids. Lineage: Eukaryota; Metazoa; Mollusca; Bivalvia; Myida; Dreissenidae. The record is from RefSeq and is a predicted model, not a curated record. The transcript has 3 exons.
AACCUGGUUCAAAAUUACACAAUCAUGUACUAUUCUUUAAGGUUCACAGAUGUCGUGUCAAGAUGGCCUGGUGCGACACAUGAUGCUGCGGUGUUUGAUAGCAGUGGCGUAAAGGAAUAUCUGAGCACCAAUGAUGUGGGUCAUCUGCUAGGGGAUAGCGGAUAUCCACUAAGGACCUAUCUCAUGACCCCUGUACCUCAUCCCUCCAAUGAUGGUGAGCAAGCCUACAACGACCAUUUAUGUAGAGGACGGAUAGUCGUAGAACGAGCAUUUGGUGUUUUGAAAUCACGAUUUAGAUGUCUGCAUCGCACUGGUGGAUGCUUGCCUUUCCAGCCUAAUAAGUGCUGUGAAAUUGCAACAGUUUGCAUGCGCCUGCACAACCUGUGCUUGGAAUUAAACGUCCCACUGAUAGACGAAGACGUUGGGGACGAGAUUGAUCAGGAAGUUCCAAACAAUGCACCAGUGCAGGGAGCAGCAGUCAACAAGAGGCAGCAGCUGAUUGAACUGUUUCGUUAAAUGUUAGUUCUUUUAUGCCACCCCCCCCCCCUUCGAAGAAGAAGGGAUAUAUCUUGACGCGCUCUGAGACAUAGACAAAACAAGUCUUACAAAUGUGUGUUAAUAUAACAUCUGAUAAAGACAAAACAAGUCUUAAAAAUGUGUGUUAAUAACAUCUGAUAAAGACAAAACAAGUCUUAAAAAUGUGUGUUCAUUUACAUCUGAUAAAGACAAAACAAGUCUUAAAAAUGUGUGUUCAUUUACAGCUGAUAAAGACAAAACAAGUCUAUAAAAUGUUUGCUGAAUGAUUUCUCUGAGAAAAAGGGUUAAAUGCAUAUGCGUCAAGUGUCGUUAAAGAUUUCAAAUGGGCGCAAUAGGGGGCAAUGUGUUUCUGACAAACACAUCUCUUGUUAUACUUAUAAAAUUGUAAAUUUGUUUAAGUUUUGUGUUUAGGUUCUUUUUAUUCCUAAAGUUUCAAAGCUAUUGCUUUCAUACUUGCAAUACUUACUAUCAUAAGGGGACUGUGCAGGCAGUUAUGUAACUCUGACUAGCAUUUUGACAGAAUUAUGGCCCAUUAUAUACUUAGAAUAGAUAAUUUAACUUUUUUCAGUUGAUAAUUACCGUAAGUUUAUCCUAAAUCGUUGUGUUGCUUUAUAAAUGAUUUAUGUUUAACUCAUUAAAAUCUUUGUUGA